Fibroporia radiculosa is the source of this 2400-nucleotide messenger RNA. RefSeq lists its product as uncharacterized. NCBI's taxonomy places the organism in Eukaryota, Fungi, Basidiomycota, Agaricomycetes, Polyporales, Fibroporiaceae. The record is from RefSeq and is a predicted model, not a curated record. The coding region runs from base 1 to 2400 and encodes 799 amino acids. The transcript is spliced from 2 exons.
AUGGCGUACCAGCCAGGGCACAAAUCCGCAGCAUCCGUCUCCAGUACCAACCUUGUCCCGCCCUCGUCUACAGAUGUCCGGCAGCGGCGUAUGACCUCGCCUUCGCUCCCGCCGCCGUCGCCUCUCAACCUGCCAGAACCCGUCUACGGGUACCGCCGCCCCCCCUCGCCGCUACGGCACGCGUCGACGAUCGAUCCCACGACCGGCGAGGUCAGCGACGACGGGUCAAUCCUCCAGUCCGAGGAGUCGCGUGAGGGGCGGCAGUGGGGACAACGACACCACUCGCCCUCCCCGUCUCCUUCGGUCGCGCACUAUGCGGCGAAUUUUGCACAGAAGGUCGGUUCUCUCAUGAGCAGUAGUAUGAGUCCGCGCUCGAACACACUUCCAACGGACGACGAGCUGGAGGCCGAGGCCGAGAAAGAGCGCGACAGAACAAGAAAGGAAGCUGAACAGAUUCUUAUGCAGGAAGCUGAAAACCGGCGGUCGGUCGAGGACCGCGUUAUGGCUAUGCUGAACUCGUCCUCGAGCAGCCUCCCGCCUCCGCCGCGCUCGCAGACCAUGCCCGUCACACCACCUUCACCACAUUUCUCACAGAAAGAAUCUCCACAAAAAGAGGGAGGUUGGUGGUCCAUGGCGAAGAGCAGGCUGACGCCCACGAAGGAGCCCAAGGAGCCUCUCACCCCCGCACAGCAAAUUAUUCAGGAAACGAAGACACGCGAGAAGGAGCAGGAAAAAGAGAAGAAGAAAUCUAGUAAGAUGAAGCAGAAGAGCAAGGAGUGGUCGCCUGCGCCUGAAACACAGUUUGAGGAGCCUUCUUUCAUCAAAUCAAGUCUUGCUGCUCCCACCACACCUUCAAGGCCAGUGUCCUCUGCUCUCUCUUCGCCAACACCUCAUCCUGGCGUGCUGGCCACACCCCCAAGUCUAGCAGCAUCCCCUUUGCGCUCGAUGGAAGGUGGUUCAUCCCCUUCGUCGCGAGGAGGCCAUCCGAUCUAUGCUCAGUUCAAUGCUCAGGGUACGCUUGAUGUUCCCGGAACCCUACUGACUAUUGCGAAACGAUUCGAGAAGCUGGAGAAGUGGACAGUCGGGCAUGUUCGUGCUUUGGAGGAACGCAUGGACGACGUCGAGCGCUGGCUUGUGGAGAAGGAGAGGGAGAAAACGCAGUCCAGUGUCAACUCGACAAAAGAUGAGGACGAUGAUAAUAUAGAAGGGGCGAUGAGUGAGGUUCGUGAGGAGCUUGCAGAGCUCCAGGGUCGGGUAGGUGAGCUAGGCCGCGAGAUGGCCAAGUUGAUAACCGCACCUGGAAAUCUUUCUUCUGGCCCCUCACGCAAUUCAGCAUCUAUUGCGAGGGCACCCUCAACGACCUCUAUAGCUGUACGUUCUAUCUCCCAGAGCAUCGCGAAAAGCCCCACAUCUACCCCACCGAAGGUAUCUGGAUCGACCAGUCCACCAUUUACGACUCCCACUGCUCCAAGGGGGUCACGUACGCGUCUACCAUAUCCCACUGGCGACUAUGCCACCCCACCGGAUUCUACUGUAAUUGGACAGGGCAUGUUUUCACCAGCAAAUUCACCGCCCUCCUCUAUAACAUCUGCGACACGAAGCCGACAUAUGUCGAUCUCGGGGCUGCCAAAUCCAGCCACAUCUCCCAAUGGGCAAUCACUACCGGGUCUGCCUCGUGCAGAGUCGCCGGUAGCAAUGGCAGCGAGCUCACCGACACUCCCCCCUCCCAGCGCGCCAGCUUCUGCACGUCCCUCAAGCGUCAGCCCAACUCCACGGAAACGAUAUACGGUCGCACUUGGUGGGCCCAUUAUGGCUGCGGAUCGGGCUGAGCGCGUUGAACGUGAACGCCCCGUUCAAUCGCGCACACAGCCACGCGAGCUGAGCACCGCAUUUUUCUCUACGUCACCCAUCUCAAUGACGCCUUCGAACGACGAAAGCACCGACGAUUCGGACUCUGGCGUGAACGAAGAAACGAUCGGCAAGGCUGCGGCGCGCCAAGCCGGGCUCGCAGUGCCCACAGAGGCGUCUGGGGCACAGCAAAGUAGGUCGCCGUCCGCCUCGCCGACGAACACGCCCACGCCGGCGCGCCGCUCGCGCCCGCAGACGAUGUACGCCUCGCAGUUCUCUGGGAUCGCGGCGCCGUCGCCGGUCACACCGCUGAACAUCCGCCUGCGAUCACGCUCGACGGACCGCUUUGGGCUCGGCCUCGGGGACGGGAGCAUCGGGUCCGUGGGGUCGUCGUCGUCAUCGUCGGUCAAGUUUGUGGACCCACUUCUUGUUCGCCGCCAGACGAAGGAGGCGCUUGCGAGUGCGGCCCCGAACGCACCGAAGGUCAUGCCAGGGAAGCCGAAGGUGCCGGUCGGAGAGCUGGUUGCGUUCUUUGAUCAGGACAAGGCGUAG